UGCCCAAGUUUACACAGUUACUACAUGGUGGAGCCAGUUUUUGAAACCAAGGAAGUCUGGUUCCAGAGUUCAUCCUGUGAACUACAGUCCUAUACUGCUUCUUAAAGAAAAUGUCCUCUCUGUCGGUUGAAAUGUCUAUGAUUUUAUCUGCCUCAGUCAUUCGUGUCAGAGAUGGACUGCCACUUUCUGCUUCUACUGACUAUGAACAAGGCACAGGCAUGCAGGAGUGCAGAAAGUAUUUUAAAAUGCUCUCCAGGAAACUUGCUCAGCUUCCUGAUAGAUGUACACUGAAAACUGGACAUUAUAACAUUAAUUUUAUUAGCUCUCUGGGAGUGAGCUACAUGAUGUUGUGCACUGAAAAUUACCCAAAUGUUCUGGCCUUCUCUUUCCUGGAUGAGCUUCAGAAGGAGUUCAUUACUACUUAUAACGUGAUGAAGACAAAUACUGCUGUCAGACCAUACUGUUUCAUUGAAUUUGAUAACUUCAUUCAGAGGACCAAGCAGCGAUAUAAUAAUCCCAGGUCUCUUUCAACAAAGAUAAAUCUAUGUGAUAUGCAGAUGGAAAUCAAGCUGAGGCCCCCUUAUCAAAUUUCCAUGGGUGAACUGGGGUCAGCCAAUGGAGUCACAUCAGCAUUUUCUGUUGACUAUAAAGGUGCUGGUAAGAUUUCUUCCGCUCACCAGAGGCUGGAACCAGCAACUCUGGCAGGGAUUGUGGCAUUUAUCCUUAGUCUUUUAUGUGCAGCUCUGAAUCUAAUUCGAGGCUUUCAUGCCAUAGAAAGUCUCCUGCAGAGUGAUGGUGAGGAUUUUAAUUACAUCGUUGCGUUUUUCCUUGGAACAGCAGCCUGCCUUUACCAGUGUUAUUUACUUGUCUACUACACCAGCUGGAGGAAUGUCAAAUCUUUUUUGACUUUUGGCUUAAUCUGUCUAUGCAACAUGUAUCUCUACGAACUGCGCAACCUCUGGCAGCUUUUCUUUCACGUGACUGUGGGAGCGUUUGUUACACUACAGAUCUGGCUAAGGCAAGCCCAGGGCAAGGCUCCUGAUUAUGAUGUUUGAUGCCAUCCUUCAGACAUAUUGCCUUGGCUUCAGGGGAAAAGGAGGGAGAAUAUCGUAACUACCACUGUGAUGAAGAAACUGCUCACCACAAACCAGAAGCUCUGCUUUCUUUCUCUCCAACUGUUUUUGGUUUGAGUCAGCGUGGCAUGCCUGUGAGCAUGCAAUACCUGCGAGCAUGCAAUACCUGCUAGGCAAACUCCUCUCAGCAAUGAUGGCCGUGAAAUUAUCAUGAGGAAGAGGAAGAGGAGACCUCUCCUCAGGGCCAUGGCAGUGGAAGAACAGUCAGACGCCAUUGAAAGACUUGGCCAGCAGCCGGGAAUCCUGGCUGAAGCGUUCAACUAAAAAGUUUGUGUGGUACUUGCUCUGAGAACCAAGCAGGAGCUCUACAACCCGGGUUUGCCUUUGUGAGGCAUUAGUGUAGACCAAAUAAAAAGAUGCUGCCGUGAAUUGGAAAGUUUAUGUGUAAAACAGAUGACUUGGUAAAUAUCAGAUUAUUUGCACAUUUAUGGUACCAUGAGUUUAUGAAGUCCUGAAUGGUGUGGAAUUGGUUCUUUUCCCUUUUAUGUUUUUGCUUGAGUCUUAACCCUAGAAAUUACCCAGUGUAGGAGAAGGCUGUGGUGAGCUCAUCCCUGGAGCAUCACAAGUGUUGAAAACACAGUGACACGUGUUUCUUUACUAGACCAUGUUUAUACUUUCUUUUGAAAUCAUUUUUUUAAAAUAUGAUUUGUUGGACUAUAGCCGUUGUUUCCCAGAUUUCGAUUACUUGAGUAUUACAUAGGCUAUUAUUUACUUGAUAUUUAUGUUUUAAAUUUUAAAAUAUUUUAAAAAGAAACUAACCUCUACUCCAAGUGGAAAACCAGUAUCAGUUUGCCAUAAAUAAAAGAUAACUACAAAAUAAAUAAAAUUAAAACAAAAAAUGUUACUAAAUUCUAGCUGGAUACUAAUACCUGCCAAGGCUCUGAAUCUAGAAAGCCUGUUCUUUCUUUGUUGCAGUGAGAGAGGUUAUCCAGCACCAAAAUGGGGCUCUCUCUUUGGAAUUAUCAGAAGUAUAAAGAAAAUUGUAAAGGGAAUGACAUUCUCACUGUGAUUCAGCAUUAUUAAAUUCAGUGUUGUGUACCACCUAAAAUCAUCUUGCAUGCCACCACCUGGUAUGGGUCCUGCACUAUGGAAACACUGAGCUGUUCUAAGAAUUAGAAGGUGCCUGACUCUUCUCUCAGCACCUCUUAUUAUUUUAUGGCUUUGAGGAGUUAAGCACCAACUACCUUAAAAAACUUAACUUGCUUUUUGAUAACAUUAUAAAGGCUGUUCAAGCAGUUACACAUUAAUAAUAGAGGAAGCAUAAUUUGGCUCCAUUAACAAAAUCAACAACUUUUGGUUUUGAAGCCAUCUUCAUGAGUGAUUUUCUUGAGAAAAGAUUCCAAUUAAGGAUCAUAAGGUACUAAAAUUUGAUAUCCAGGAAAACAGUGGACCUAUUACAUAUACUUCAUGUUCCUGGGCAUAUUAAUUAUGCAGGAGAAAUAGUCCAAAGGGGUAAAGUCAUUGAACUGCAUUGUUUGCAGAACCAGUAUACAUAGAUAUGUCUACAGUGAAAAAUCUUGCUUAACCAGAACCUUUCUGCUACACUAUCCUUUUAGGAGAAUAAGGCAAAAGGAAGACAAUACACUUAAAAUAUUGGAAAUUUAUUUAAAAACAAGAAACCCCAGUUCUCUCCAAUUUUCUGCCUAUAGCAGAACUGCCCAGAACUUAUGUAUGUUCUAAGAUAUCCCAAGGUGCCACAUGAUCCUAAAUCAUGAAAAUAAAAUUGAUUUAUGUUUGACAUUUUGUACUUACUGAGCCGGGAAAGUAAAAUGGUUCAAUGUAGAAAGUUUUUUCUAAACUAAUGGUUAAAACAAGAAGAAUUUUUUUGUAAAUAGUCAAUUGACCAGGAGGUCGGAGUAUUCUGGUUAAUUGUAAUUUUGCUGUAUAUUGGUAUUUUAUAGCUCUCUUACCAGUUUGGUUCACCUUGUUACUGGGUUAUAAUGUUUAGUAUUUGGAUCCAUUCAGCAAGGACACUUGAAAACUCACCAGCUGUCUUUAAAGGCUUAAUUUGUUUUUUUAUUUUUGUUUUGUUUCUUCUCCAGCUAUUUUGGAUAAGGGGUUGUUUACAUUUUAAUGUAAAAAAUGAAAACAGUUAUAAAUAAUGUUUUAUGUAUGGAAA
Molecule: messenger RNA, 3252 nt
Organism: Camelus dromedarius (Arabian camel)
Lineage: Eukaryota; Metazoa; Chordata; Mammalia; Artiodactyla; Camelidae
Gene: SEC22A
Product: SEC22 homolog A, vesicle trafficking protein
Exons: 7
Coding region: 111-1055 (314 amino acids)
Biological process (GO): endoplasmic reticulum to Golgi vesicle-mediated transport
Cellular component (GO): membrane
Source: RefSeq, a predicted model, not a curated record